CCCUCAGGCGAGCCCGCCUUCCCCCCGCCACCUCCCGCCCAGCAACGGCGGGGCGGGGCGGGGCGGGGCGGGCCGAGGCCCCGCCUUCCCCAACGGCCGCCCCGGCUGAGGGCAGCGCGGCCGGGCCGCGCUUUAUAACGGGCGGGGCGGCGGCGGGACGCGGCGGUGAGUGGGGCGGCAGCAGCGGUAACUCCUGGUCCCUCAGGUCGCAGCGGGGUCAUCUUUCGUCUCGCCCGCCGCGUAAAGAAGAAUUGAUAAUGUCAGCGCUAAACUGGAAGCCCUUUAUUUAUGGAGGUUUAGCAUCAAUCACCGCAGAAUGUGGUACUUUCCCCAUUGAUCUGACCAAAACACGUCUGCAGGUUCAAGGUCAAGUUAAUGAUGCCAAAUAUAAAGAGAUCCGCUACCGUGGAAUGAUGCAUGCACUAGUUAGAAUAUGCAGAGAAGAAGGAUUGAAAGCUUUAUACUCUGGGAUUGCACCAGCAAUGUUACGUCAAGCUUCAUACGGAACUAUAAAAAUAGGCACUUACCAGAGCUUAAAAAGAAUGUUUGUUGAGCAUCCAGAGGAUGAAACCCUGAUGAUAAAUGUUCUAUGUGGCAUUCUUUCGGGAGUAAUCUCAUCGUCUAUUGCCAACCCUACAGAUGUCUUAAAGAUCAGAAUGCAAGCCCAAGGUAGCGUGAUUCAAGGAGGAAUGAUGGGCAACUUCAUACAGAUCUACCAAAAGGAAGGUGCUAAAGGAUUAUGGAAGGGAGUAUCACUGACAGCACAGAGAGCUGCUAUUGUUGUUGGAGUGGAACUGCCAGUGUAUGACCUUACCAAGAAGCACAUAAUUAUGUCUGGAUUUAUGGGAGAUACAGUAUAUACUCACUUCCUCUCAAGUUUUACUUGUGGGUUAGCUGGAGCUCUUGCCUCCAACCCAGUUGAUGUUGUAAGAACACGCAUGAUGAAUCAGAGAAGCCAACAGCAUGGAGGACACUCAAACUACAAGGGUACUUUGGAUUGCUUGUUACAAACAUGGAAGAAUGAAGGCUUUUUUGCUCUAUAUAAAGGGUUUUGGCCAAACUGGUUAAGACUUGGUCCUUGGAAUAUCAUUUUCUUUCUUACAUACGAACAGCUGAAGAAACUAGACUGACAUGCUGAACUGUAUACUGAAUUCUGUUCACGUACUGUUUGAGUUUAGAGCAACUUGUAAAUUUUCCUGGGUACCUGGUCUUUGUCUGAGAUGCCGGCCAGAGGAGGAGGGCAUGACAAGACUGUUGUGCAUGAGAACAACCUGGAAGUGAUUUCAAGGCAAACAGGCUCCUGUAGUGAUGGCUUGCUCACGUGAUUCCGUGGACGAUCUGCCCUGUUUUCUAGACUGAAUCAAACAUGGCGGAAUACCUUCUGUCAACUGUUUUAAGUGUUCUUGAAUGUGAAGAGGUGCAAUGCAACUUGAUGCUGUUGAGACUCAGAUGCACAGUGUUUAUAGGUGUAAGAGGCAAAGAACAACCUUUCUGUAAAGGAAGAUAAGUAGUACCAAGGAGCUGGGUGUUUCCUGUUUUCAGAAUUUGACUGUAAUAGUUUAUAGUUUCUAAUUAACUGGAAGUGUCACAAGGCAUCUUUGCAGGCUUUCAGUUCAGCAAAAUACCUGCUGCAAUACAAAAAUCUUCUGGUUUUAAAGCUUUUCAGUGUUCCAGGUCCUUAGAUGUCUGCAUAAUUUGCUGGGAAUUACCCAGCCUCAUUUGAAGUGUGGUUACUACAGUUCUCGGUUCUGCAUAGCUGGAGGAAAGCUUUUUUUCCCCAGUUUUCAGUGUGAUUCUUCAACAUAUUCAUAUGUAAAUUGCAAGUAGGACUGAAGUUCAAACAAGUCCAUACUCAUCUGCCUAUCUUGCAGAGAAACUUGCCAUCCUGCUUCUGUUGUUGGGAAGAACUGCUUGUAAGGGUUACUGGCUGUUAUGUAUCAUCUGAAAGAUGUGACUUUUAUGCUGAGCAGUUCAGGCUGUCAUGUAGGUGCCUGUGUGAAAAGAACCAAACACCUCCAAAGGUAAGCCUACUAUAAAGACUGCUUUCCUUCUUUAAAAAGACACUCAAGCCCAGAACUACUGAGCGCUUUCAUACAGCAAAUAGGCCCAGGUUGCUAUUACAUGCAAGUAAGCACUUUAUGUAGAAAUCCACCACAGCUUCCUUACACAUUUAAGCCAAAAGGUAAUGCUUUAUCAAAACUUCAGGGCCAUUAACUAAACAGUUACGUCAAGGUUCUGACAAAUGUUGCUGUGGAAUUCCAGGAGAGGAAAUGUGAGAGUUGCAGGUCGUACGGUGGUCUUCUGUGUUCACAGAGGGUAGCAAAGCAGGAUGCAUAGCUUUGCGUUUUUGUGGCAUUGUGUUAAUCUCAAACAUUUUUGGUUAAUUGUACAUUCCACUUAAAGACGUUUCAUCGUGAUUUCAAAAUUACUAUAAUCACUUAAAAUUACUGAUUUUGAAUUCACAAAUGGAUUUUUAAAUGCACGAAGCACUUUCUUUCCCAUAUACAUAGGAAAAACAUUGUGCCUUUUAUGCAAUGUUUUUCCUUACAGCUGUUUCUAUGCUUUAGUAGAAAUAUUUGUAAAUAUUUUUGUAAACUAAGUAUGUUUUACA
Tyto alba (common barn owl) is the source of this 2611-nucleotide messenger RNA. RefSeq names its product solute carrier family 25 member 30 (gene SLC25A30). Gene Ontology annotation, biological process: mitochondrial transport. The transcript has 10 exons. The record is from RefSeq and is a predicted model, not a curated record. Gene Ontology annotation, cellular component: mitochondrial membrane. NCBI's taxonomy places the organism in Eukaryota, Metazoa, Chordata, Aves, Strigiformes, Tytonidae. Bases 258 to 1130 code for a protein of 290 amino acids.